Poecilia latipinna (sailfin molly) is the source of this 2095-nucleotide messenger RNA. RefSeq names its product zinc transporter 1. Gene Ontology annotation, cellular component: membrane; Golgi apparatus; endoplasmic reticulum. The transcript has 6 exons. Bases 229 to 1896 code for a protein of 555 amino acids. Gene Ontology annotation, molecular function: calcium channel inhibitor activity; zinc ion transmembrane transporter activity. The record is from RefSeq and is a predicted model, not a curated record. NCBI's taxonomy places the organism in Eukaryota, Metazoa, Chordata, Actinopteri, Cyprinodontiformes, Poeciliidae. Gene Ontology annotation, biological process: intracellular zinc ion homeostasis; detoxification of zinc ion; zinc ion transmembrane transport.
UGCAUUGUGUCCCUCCAAAAUGCUGAGGAGGGGAAUGCAAACAGGGACGACUGAGAGAGUAACAGCGCCCAUCCUCCUCUCCUGCUCACAUGACUGUGAUUAGAGCCAAGGAGGAGGAGGAGGAGGAGGAGGAGGGUGCACCGAAGAGGGAGCAACAUCCAUGCGUUACACAGAUUCUAUCCAGGAGUUAAGCUCGUCUUCCCUCGUCUGCUUCUUUGGGUGUCAGGUAUGAGGCUGCGACAGUGGUGCAUUAUGGGGCUGACUGUGCUGCUGCUGCUGUGUGAGAUCGCCGUCAGUCAGCUGUGUAAGUCUCUCAUCACCAUGGUGGACGGCUUCCAUACACUUUUCAUCCUUUUCCACAUGGUUCUCCACCAGACUGAGGGCUUCGACAAACCUUGCACCCGCUCCUCUGCGCUUGCCUUCUCCUCCUCCUCCUCCUUCUCCUCAUCUUCAUCCUCUUCCUCGGGGGCUCUUCCUCCUCCUUCACUGUCAGGUCCACCUGCCGAACUUCCACCCAGAGCCCAGUCUGCGGGAGAACAGCCCCGCCAAGACCCGGCUGCACCGAUUGACUCACAAAAACAUUUUUCCCCAGCAGCUCCGAGCUGCGGCCUGUCGUUCCCCGACAGCCGGAAGCGGGCUCUGGGUGUUUUCAUUUCCCACCUCCUCCUGGUCUCUCUGUGCGUCGCCUACUUCUUGGAAAUCAUGGGCUUCAUGGUGAAGCCCCACCCGGUUCACCACCCCCUGCUGCCAGUGGUGGUUGGAGCUGGCAGUCUGCUCCAUAAGAUGCUGCUGUUUGUCCUGGACUGGGAUGAGCUGCUGGAUAAGAAGGCGGGAAGCUGCAGGCGGCGGGCGGAGACUCAACCUCCCCUUGAAAUGAACUACAAAGUCUACGCUGCCGAGGAGUCCCAAGGCCAAGACGAAGAGGAGCUCUCUGUCCCGUCCAAAGUUCAAACUGCAGCACACCACUGUCUCCACAGCGGGGCACUUGUCCUCUGUAAUCCAGGAACUCCCAACCUGCCUCAACACGACUGCAGAACGGAGCUUCAGCUGCAGGAAACCGCUGACUCAGAGAGCAGUGCUGCGCAUUCAAAGAGAGAGAGUCUGAACUACCACCUGGGCACGGGGCAUCCUGACAGCCAGAAUACACAUGAACCCUCUUCAGCGGACAAGCCAUCGUCUGGAUGGAGCUGCCGCUGGGCCCUCUGCCUCCUGUCCUUCGUCUUCGUCAUCCAGGGACUCUUCACGUCCCUCCUGGCUCUGAUCAACAGCCUGGUGACACUCGUCGUUCCACGGCUCCUGCACGGCUCCGGAGCCUGCAGCGUCCUGGUUUAUCUGGACCCGGGCCUCUCCAUGCUGGCUGUCAUCACGCUGAUUGCAACGUCUGUGCCGCAGGUGUACAGGUACGGCAUGCUGCUCCUUCAGGUCUCGCCUCCACACAUGUGCGUGUCUGAUGUCGGCCGGAGGCUGGCCGGCGUUCCCGGGGUGCAGGAUGUGCACGAGCUCCAUGUCUGGCAGCUGACCGAGUCGCUCACAGUGGCCUCUGUCCACAUCCACUGCCACGCCGGGUUUACGUCCAACAGCUAUGCCGAUGUGAUGUCAGGAGUCACCAAAGUGCUGCAGAAUGAGGGUGUGAGCUGCAGCACUAUUCAGCCAGAGUUCACUUCCUCCUCUUCCGCGAUCAGAGGAGAUGAAGCCGCCACCUUCGUCCACAGAGAGGACCCCUGCUCUCGUCCUCUCCCACAAUGCAGCCUGGCCUGUGGGAAAGCCUGUGCUGCCAGCAUGUGCUGCUCCCUCCUGGAACGGACAGAGGAGCAGACCCAGAGCGUUCAGAGAUCAGGAACUGGAGAGAGCAAGGAGGAUCCUCAGACUCUGGUCAUCGAGAACACGUUCCUCUGACUCUCUGUUUUUACCUGACAUAAGAAGGUGAAGGCGGAAAAUAGCACGAUGUUUAUCUCUGUUAGUUUUAUUAUAUAAACAGGUGUUAUUCCAAAGAUUUUCUAUCCAUUUUUGUUUCUUUAUUUGAUUAUGGAAAAACUUUACUUUUUCAAUUUCAUAUGGGUGAUGUUAAAUAAAUUCCAGUAUUAUGUAAAAUCAA